Hymenoscyphus albidus is the source of this 1716-nucleotide messenger RNA. Lineage: Eukaryota; Fungi; Ascomycota; Leotiomycetes; Helotiales; Helotiaceae. The record is from the annotation of a GenBank genome assembly.
GCUAUUGCUGUUCUCGUCGCUGAACCACAACACCAACACCAACACCAACACUCCGACCACCUUUCUCGACCUCGGGCCACUCUUCUGAUUUUCGUUCUGCGAUCCGCAUCUGACUUUCCAUCCUGUGAUUUCUGCCAGCGAGCGCUUGCAAUCUUUGUUCCCCUUCCUGUCCUGUCCUUACAAAUCCAAAUCUACAACCAUGCGGUUACCUUCACGUCCGGUCGAUGCCGUCAUCGCUUCAGUCGUUCUAUUUCCACUUUUAUCUGCGGCUGUGAAUUUUGAUUGUGAACAUAUUCAAGCAGACGGAAAAGGAUUCAACCUCAAAUCCCUAGCUGGUCCCUAUACUUUAUCACACCAGGCCGAUGCAGGCAACAACUGGCUAAACACAACAUAUUCUAUCGACCUUUGCAGUCCGCUUAAGAAGAAGAAAGGUGGAGAUACGAAGACGGAUUGUCCGCUCAAUACUCAGAGUGAGUUUUGAAUACGAUUCUGAUCCCUGUGGUCUAAUACUAAAACACUUUCUAGUUUGCGCAGUUGAGCACCUUAUUCCAAAGGAUGACGAGACGAAGGGGGUACUUAAACAAACAUUUGCGAUAGUGGGCGACUUCCACGAGAAAGGGCGCGAUAUGGAUUCCAAGUUUCAUCUACUUUCAAAACAAGCCGGACACGAGGAUUCGAAGAAAGAAGGGAUUCUCCUUGAGUUUGGCGGAGGAUUAAGGACCGAGGAGACGCAGAAGCGAAAACAAAAGGCAAUCAUUGAAUUCAUAUGCGACAAAGCUCGGACUGGUUUGGAGGGGUUGAUCAGCGAAAGAGAUCUGUACGAGGAGAGUUUGACCAAGAGAGAAGAUGCCGCGACUACACCAAGUCUGAUAUUUGAGAGUUACGCGGCAGAUAAAUCAGACGCAUCUAUCGAUGUCCUGAGAUUGACCUGGAAGACAAAGGAGGCUUGUGAGGACGCAAAAGAGCAAAAAGAUGCAGAGAACCGUUCGCACUGGGGUUUCUUUACAUGGUUUGUCUUGAUGUAUGUACUUGAAACAUCCUAUGCAUUGCCUCGGUCGUUUUACUGACUUUAUUUCUACAGUGCAUUUUUGUCAACAGCAGCAUACUUGAUUUUCGGCUCAUGGCUCAACUACAACCGAUAUGGCGCACGAGGCUGGGACCUACUACCCCACGGAGACAUCAUUCGAGAUGUUCCAUACUUAGUCAAGGAUUUCUCGCGAAGAAUCGUGAACUCUAUACAAGGUGGAGGAAGUAGAGGCGGUUACGCAGCUGUAUGAAGGAAUUGAUUUGAGAGAAAAGGAAGCAUAAAUUAUAACUCCGCACGUCGCGGGUAUAGGAGGUGGUGAGAGGAAGGAAUCCAAUAGGGAUGGACAGCCUGGGGAAUUAAUAGAAGAUGCAUAGGGGGCCCUGCAUUUUUGUACUAUCAAAAUCCAAUCCAGAUGUUGGUUUGCGAAAUUCUAUGUAUAAUUCUGUUUGUUUUUGGUAGCCUAUUUAUUCCUGCGGGUCUUGGAGGGUGUUUUUCUUGGAAUUGAUAAGGAUGGAGUUCUAGCCCGAGGGCGAUGUUUUUGUUGUGGGAUUGUGAGAACUUUUGGCCUAUCGAUGUAUUGCAAGCCGGUAUGAUUUGAUGAAGUCCGCUUUUCGUAUCGUUAUGGAGUGCAAGGGUUCAGCACAUCUUCCCCACCUGGAGAACCCUAGGAGUAUCAUUUUAGACCUCAC